This is a messenger RNA of Opisthorchis viverrini, 402 nucleotides long. RefSeq lists its product as hypothetical. The transcript has a single exon. The record is from RefSeq and is a predicted model, not a curated record. NCBI's taxonomy places the organism in Eukaryota, Metazoa, Platyhelminthes, Trematoda, Opisthorchiida, Opisthorchiidae. The annotation marks the transcript as partial.
GUUCGCCUGUUUCUACUGCAUUUCCACUACAGACUAUACCCUUUAAAACAGGAUGUUCUAGUUCGCAAGGCUGGAGGUCUAUUUUUAUCAUCCAACGGCGUCAAAAUCGAAAUCCCUCCGGGAGCCUCCAGUGGCCGGCGAGAGAGACUCCUCUGCGCUCCAGUGCCCAGCACAGCACGUGGCGUGUUGGGACCCUGGUUGGGACCAGACUUGCGUAUGGCCAGCGACAUUCAGUUGUUCUAUGCCCCACACAGUUUCCGACAACCCGUUGCUCUGUUCAUUCCAUUCAGUUAUGCCGCGGCAAGAGAGUUAACUUAUCAGAUGGAGGAAGAACCAACUUUAAUAGAAAGACAGAGAUUUAAAAUUGAAUACGUCAGUAAAGAAGCUAUCGAUGGGGAUACG